This is a messenger RNA of Rhinopithecus roxellana (golden snub-nosed monkey), 1257 nucleotides long. Its product is annotated as E3 ubiquitin-protein ligase LNX. NCBI's taxonomy places the organism in Eukaryota, Metazoa, Chordata, Mammalia, Primates, Cercopithecidae. Gene Ontology annotation, biological process: ubiquitin-dependent protein catabolic process. Gene Ontology annotation, cellular component: cytoplasm. The record is from RefSeq and is a predicted model, not a curated record. Gene Ontology annotation, molecular function: protein binding; ubiquitin-protein transferase activity.
CUCCCUGUUGAAAAUUAUCACUCCUCUCUCUGUGUCGCCCAAUGCUAUACAUCGUCAGGAACUUCUACUCACCAUAAAAGGACCUCCCACUAUGGCCUGAAAAAAGACAGAAAGAGGUGCUCACAAGAUGGCUGAUCAGACGGCUGUGUGAACCUCACAGCCAUGGCACCCUCCCCAGAGGUUUCUGCAGCUGCCACCACCGCCUUAAUGACAGAUAAGCUUGGCUUAGACAGCCCCGCCUAUGUGCCGGCAGAGCACAGUCAGCCAGCAAUCAGCCCAGGGGACUCUAGCCAGAGUAACCAAACUAUGGCACAGCCCUUUGAGCAAUCCAGCAACUGGUACAACCACAUAGGAAAGCUGUCCAGCAGCAUCGGUCAUCACAGGACAAUUAGAAACAGAUCUUUUAAAAAUAAUCGAGCUUUGAGUGUUCUUCAAAGGACAAAGAGUGGGAGUGCAGUUGCCAACUGAGCUAACCAGGGCAAGGAAAAUUCUGAAAGCGUCAUCACCCCUGAAAUCUUUCCAAGGUUGUACCACCUGAUCCCAGAUGGUGAAAUUACCAGCAUCAAGAUCAGUCAAGUGGAUCCCAAUGAAAGCCUCUCCAUUACGCUGAUGGGAGGCAGUGAAACCCCCCUGGUCUGUAUCAUCCAACACAUUUAUCAUGAUGGGGUAAAUGCCAGAGAUGGCCAACUACUGCCAGGAGACAUCAUCCUAAAUGUCAACAGGAUGGACAUUAGCAACGUGUCUCACAACUAUGCCCUGCAUCUCCUGUGGCAGCCCUACCAGGUGCUGUAACUGACCACGCUGCACAACCAGAAGUUCUGCAGCAGGAACAGUGGACAGACCCUGGGUGCCUACAGACCCCACGAUGACAGCUGUCAUGUGAUUUGCAACAAAGGUAGCCCCAAGGAACAGCUUGGAAUGAAACUGGUGUGCAAGGUGGAUGAGCCUGGGGUGUUUACCUUCAGUGUGCUAGAUGGUGGUGUGGCUGAUUGACAUGGUCAGCUGGAGGAGAAUGAUUUGGUGUUAGCCAUUAAUGGACAUGACCUUCAGUAUGGCAGCCCAGAAAGUGCUGCUUAUCUGAUUCAGGUAUUGCUGGCCCUCUUCGCCACUGUAUGGACUCAUGCAAUGCCAAGAAGGUAGAAAGUUGCACUAUGAUCCAGUGUCCAGCUCUGAAAAAUGCUGCUCCUUGUGUGGUGGCAUGUUUGACUCCCACAUCUCUGCUCUGGGAAGUUACUGGCCUAUGUUGCAUCCUGAUAG